GUUUCAGCACUUGAACGUUUCUACUUCCGGUUAUCUUGACGCAACCUCUAUGUACCCAUCCGGGGCUUGCUGUUCUUUCGUGUUCCCUUCUCCAAACCAAACGACCUCCAUCAAAGCAUUUUCAUUGGAUGCGACAAAUUACUACUGACUGGAGGCCAACGCAAUCCGAAACAUCAAGUUAAAGAGUAGAACGUGGAAAAUGAGGAGAGGAAAUCCAGGUCAAGACGAACAUCUGGAGGAAAAAAAAAAAGAAAAUGGAGAUGCCACAAAAUACGACUGACUGAAGGCUAACGCAAUCCUGAACGAGCCAAAGACUUGAGACGUGGAAGAUGAGAUAAAAUCCAGGAUCACGACGAACAACUGAAAAACAAAAGAAAAUGAGGUGUCCCACAGACGUCGCUAUAGAACACCUUCAACCUGAGAACCACGAUCCCAUCGACGUUAAACAGGAGUCAGAGUCUGAGAUGCAGUACAUCAAGCAGGAGGCGGAGCCAGAGACCCCCAUUAGUAAAGAAGAACAGCAGGAAAACGAAAUCCCCAAGUUUCCAAUGACAAUCAGUGUGAAGACUGAAGAAGAUGAAGAAGGUCCAAACGAAGAGAAUAGAGCAGCGAAACCUUCGAGCGACAGCUCCUUUUGGCACGUGACAACAAAAGCAAAAGGACAAUCGCAACCGGACGGCCUCUUAAGUCCGCUUUCGGACAGCGACGAGGUAACGUCCCACUCUUCUGACUUUAACACCGAUGAGGAGGAUAAGGACUUUGACCAAAAUGCUUCAAAAUCCUUAAACAAGUCAUCAACGAAAAGGGACACAAAAGAAUGUGCGGUUGGGAAACGUUUUCCCUGCUCACUUUGUGGUCAAAGAUUUUCUUGGAAGUCUCAUUUAGAAAUACAUAUGCGUGCACACACUGGAGAAAAGCUUUUUGUCUGCACAUGUGGUAAAAAAUUCGCCGAGAAGGGAAAUUUAAAGAGACACGCAAGCACACACACUGGAGAGAAGCCUUAUGCCUGCUCCCUAUGUGAGAAAAAAUUUUAUCGAAAGUAUCAGUUAACGAGACAUACGCGUACUACACACACUGGAGAAAAGCCUUUUGUCUGCACACGUGGUAAACGAAUCAGCAAGAAGGGAGAAUUGAACAAAUACACAUGUACACACACUGAAGAGAAGCCUGUUGCCUGCACAGUUUGCAACAAAAGAUUUUCUCGGAAUACUAAUUUAGAGAUACAUAAGCGCAUACACACUGGGGAGAAGCCUUUCGCCUGCACACUUUGCGAAAAAAGAUUUUCUCAGAAGGCUAAUCUAAAAAUGCAUAAGCGCACACACACUGGAGAGAAGCCUUUCACCUGCACACUUUGCGAUAAAAGGUAUUCUCAGAAAAAUAAUUUAGAAAUACAUAAGCGCAAACACACUGGAGAGAAGCCUUUCACCUGCACACUUUGUGAUAAAACAUUUUCUCGGAAGACUAUUUUAGAAAUGCACCGGAGUACACACACUAGAGACAAACCUCUUGUCUCCACGCGUUGUGGUAAAAGAUUCACCGACAAGGGUAAUUUUAAGAAACACACAAGCAACCACAUUGGAGAAAGGUCUUUUGUCUGCACAUAUUGUGGUCAACGAUUCACCCAGAAGCGAUAUUUAAAGAAACACAUAAGCACGCACACUGGAGAAAAGCCUUUUCCCUGCUCACUUUGUGGUAAAAGAUUCCUUCAGAAGACUGAUUUAGUCAAGCAUGAGCGUACACACACUGGAGAGAAGCCUUUCUCCUGCUCCUUUUGUGAGAAAAGGUUUUCUCGGAAGGAUCGGUUAAAAAUGCAUACAAGAAUACACACUGGAAAAAGCCAUUUUCCUGCACAAUGUGUGGUAUAAGAUUCAUGAAGAAGAGACAUUUAAUAUUGCACGUAAGAAGCCACACUGAGGAAUCAUGAAACUGAAAAUAGUGUCUUAUUUGUUGAACGAACAAAUACUGGUGGAGUUAUUUACAAGGGAAAUGAAUUCCCCCACCUCUCCUGCUUUUUGACCAAUGAGCUCACGGAACAAUCACAAUACCAAAUCCCACUCAACUCGUUGGUCGUGGUACUGUCGCUUGACAUGAUGAAACCGGAAGACAACAUGCAGUUAGCGUGUGGAAGAUGAGAGGAUUGAGGGAAAUGAGUAUAAAGCAUGUUCAAAAUAAUGAUCAUUUGUUUUCUUGUCUUCUGUGUACUUCAUUUUCACUAAUAGUUUUUUUUUUUUUUUUAUUCAAUCAAGUUCAUUUGUAUUUCCACACGGUAUUUGGAGUGAUCAUUUGCAACAAUAUCAUUGCAGAGGGGACUUAGAACACACUUGUUGGAAAAAAAAAGUUUUCCUCAGUUUAUGUUUGCAGUUUUUCCAAAUGUAUAUUUUAAAAUGGCCAAAAACACACACACUCACACACAGAGGCUCAGCACCUUAAGGGUUAAAUUAUACCGUUUUCUAUUUACCAGGAGAGAUGUUUUUGUUUGAGUAUUUUUUGUGUUUCCAUGUGCUUUUAUCACUUAAACAUGUACUUAAUUCAGGUUUGAGUGAAAUUAAUAUAAUUUUAUCAUUAUUAUUAUUAUUAUUAUUUUAAAAUCACUUUUCACAUUAAAAAAAAAAUAAAGAGUGACGGUUAUGUUUAGCCAUUCUGUCCCACAGCUCUGGAACUCUAUAACUCUCUGGUACUCAAUAUAACGUCUCACUUUUCAAAUCCGGGCUCAAAACAUAUCUGGGUAAAUGAUCAUAUCCCGCUUGAUCAUUUGUUUUAUUUUAUGUUAUGAUUUCUUUCCUGUAACUUUGACCUCCUCUAAUUUUCUGAUCUUGAAUGUCUUGAAAUCAAGGGCGUAGGUUUGCAUAGGGACGGUAGAGACAUUAUCAACUUUUCAGGAUGCUAAAAUUGUCCCCACAAAUUUUUAAGCAACCUUAUUUGCAUUAUAUAAGUUCAGUUAUAUAGGGAAUGUAGAUUGUCUUCCCAUAUGCGGUAAGACUAGAACUGACCCCACCAUUAUUAAGUGAAUUAUUUUCAUUAUGUUUAUGUUUGCUAAUAAAAGAUUUAUUCUGGAAAUUUUCAAAAUGUUUCCUUAGUAGUUUUUGAAAACAAAGGUUAGGAUUGAACAGUGUAUCACCUGAACCAAUGCAAGUAAAAGUUAUUAUCAGUUGAUACAGAUUUAUUUUGCAUUGAUCAUUUAGCCUAUCAAUUAAUUAGGUUCAUAUUCAUGAGAAAUGUGGCCCUUUGCCCCGUUCAUCCAAUCUGUUUAGUCUUAUUAAUGUCCCGUCCCAAGCAAAAAGUGUACAACCCCUAGCAAAAAGUAUGGAAUCACCAGUCUCGGACGAGCACUCACAUGCACUCCAAUGCAGAUCCUUGACUCCUGACAAGGUGAUGAUGCUUGAACUUUGGAUUGGUGCUGUUCCAGUGAGAUUUACAAAGAUAACUGCCUGAAGAAAACAUCAAAAUUCCCUCAGUCCUUGAUAUGUGGCUGCAUGUCAGUCAAAGGCAUUGGGUAGAUAGCUGUGGUUAAACUUUCAAUAAAUGCAAAAGUUUACAUUGAAAUUUUAGACAGUGUUUUUUUAUCCCUUCAACUGAAAAUAUGUUUGUCAUUUUCCAAGAUGUCAAUGUAUUAUGCCACAGAGCUAAAACUGUUAAAGCAUUCCUUGGAGAAAGACCCAUCCAGUCAAUGUCAUGGCCUGCAAAUAGCCCAGAUGUCAACCCUAUUGAAUACCUGUGGUGAAAAUUGGGGGGGAAAAUGGUCCACAGCAAGGCUUCGACCUGCAAGAAUGAUCUGGCAACUGCAAUCAGAGACUUGGCACCAAAUUGAUGAAGAAUACUCAUCACGUCCAUGCCUCAGAGACUGCAAGCUGUCGUAAAAGCUAGAGGUGGUGCUACUAAAUACUAGAGAUGUGUUUUGAUUGUUAUUUUUUUGUUUGUUUCUCAUAUUCCAUACUUUUUUCCUCAGAAUGGAGUGAUUCCAUAUAUAUUUCCCUACAAUUGCUCCAUAAAAGUAACAUUUACUAACCACCACAAUGUUUUUUUUAUUCAUUUCUUUUAGUGUUUCUGAAUGCUAAAGAGUUGCACUUUUGAACUAAUUAUUUUUUCAAGCUUUUUAUCUGAGUUUUUUUCUACAUGAUAAAAUGUCUGAGUGAGUGCUCGUCCGAUACUGAUGAUUCCAUACUUUUUGCUAGGGGUUGUACAUGCAGGUUAUGCUGUUAUAUCUCCCCUACCAAUGUUGACACCAAACAUACGCCUUUGCUUGAAAGGCGCUUGGAAAUAAAAUGCAUUAUUAUUUGAAAUAACUGAGAUACUUCCUUUUGUUGAUUGUUUGUUCCAUUUCCAAACUUUU
This is a messenger RNA of Corythoichthys intestinalis (scribbled pipefish), 4330 nucleotides long. RefSeq names its product gastrula zinc finger protein XlCGF57.1-like. Gene Ontology annotation, biological process: regulation of transcription by RNA polymerase II. The transcript is spliced from 4 exons. NCBI's taxonomy places the organism in Eukaryota, Metazoa, Chordata, Actinopteri, Syngnathiformes, Syngnathidae. Gene Ontology annotation, cellular component: nucleus. Bases 378 to 1865 code for a protein of 495 amino acids. Gene Ontology annotation, molecular function: DNA-binding transcription factor activity, RNA polymerase II-specific; RNA polymerase II cis-regulatory region sequence-specific DNA binding. The record is from RefSeq and is a predicted model, not a curated record.